AUGGCAGUGGUGUGGGUGAUGAUGGCCCUCGUGGUGGUGGUGGUGGUGGUGGUGGUGGUGGGUCAGUCCCACAGCCCCUGGCUUGAUUCAUCCCUGGACCUGGCCCAUGUCAUCCUUCCAUCCCACAGUGAUUCAAUCGCUUGGUCUUUCACACCAACCCUCUCUCUCUUUGGGUCUUUGUCUUGUCUCUCUGUCCACCCAGGUCGAGCGGGAUCCAUCUGUGUGGUCGGCCCCAAGGGACAGAAGGGGAAAUCUGGAGGAGUUGGGCCCGAAGGACUGGCGGGAGAGCCAGGGUACCCUGGCACACCUGGGCCCCAAGGCGUGGGAAUACCAGGCCUACCUGGCCCGCCAGGUGAAGCAACCGGUGUGCAGGGGGACAAGGGGGACGCCGGGCUCCCGGGAACCGAGGGCUCAACAGGAGAUCCGGGACCCAGAGGCCCAGGUGGAUCGAAGGGCGAGAAGGGGGACGCCUGUGAGAUGUGUCCCGUGCUGUCAGGGGAUCUAGACAACAUGGUGACCCUGCAGGGGAAGGCUGGUCCUAAAGGAGAGCCCGGCCUACCCGGGAGAGGAGACCCAGGGCUUCCUGGCUUUGGCGGUGUGGAUGGCAGGGCAGGAUCCAAGGGAGAGCCAGGAUCAGACGGCGGCAAGGGGGCAAAGGGUGAGCCCUGUUCGACGUGCCCCACCCUGGGGGACAUCCCAUUCCAACAUCUGACGCAGAGGGGGGAGAAAGGGGAGCCAGGCGUGGGUCUGAAGGGAGAACAGGGGGAACCAGGAACCAUAGGAUUCAGUGGCCUCCGGGGAGAGAAGGGAAACUCAGGAAGCAGAGGGGGCGAUGGUAAAGCGGGCAAAACUGGAGCCAGAGGACCCAGCGGCAAAGAUGGUCAGACGGGAGACAAGGGUGAACAAGGACUUCCUGGUUACAGCAUUCCUGGACCUAAAGGGGAAAGGGGGGAGUGUGGUGUGUGUGGGCCAUCUGAGUUUGGCAGAGGGCCCGGUAUUACCAAACUCCCAGAGGGGCCAUUAGCUAAACAGGGAGAUCCAGGGGUCCAAGGCCCCCCAGGACCAACCGGAGCUCCAGGUCCGGUGACCGCUGGCUUUCCGGGCACCCCUGGACAAAAGGGAGAUAAAGGACAAGCAGGAGAUAAAGGACUGGAUGGAGCUGCAGGAUCCCCAGGACUGGCUGGAGAACCGGGUUACAAUGGACUCAAUGGCUUUAAAGGAGAGAAGGGCGACGCGUGCACCAGCUGCGCUGCCGAGAGCGGCGUUGUGGGCGACGGCGUCUCCGGGCCCGGACCCAAAGGAGAGAGAGGAGACCAAGGACCCCCUGGGGAGGGAAAGCCGGGCAGACACGGUAAACCUGGCCUACCAGGUUCCCAGGGGCCCCAGGGUUACAAAGGAACCCAGGGAGAACAAGGCGUAUCAGGAUAUGGUUUACCGGGACUUAAGGGUGAAGUGGGACCAAGCGGGACUCCAGGAGUGGCAGGACCACCAGGAGACAGAGGGCAGCUCGGAGCAACGGGUCCGUUGGGGAGAGAGGGCCCUGAAGGUGAGGUCGGACCCCCAGGCCCACAGGGGCCGAUGGGCAUCGGUGUGACUGGGCCCGAGGGUAAAGAGGGCGCCCACGGCGGCAGAGGAUUGCCAGGAGGUGAUGGCAGACCUGGCCCCGACGGAGCCAAGGGGGACAAGGGCGAGCCUGGAGAGUGCAACUGCAUCACCCAGCCGUACACUGGCACGGGGGGGCCGGGGGCCCCAGGAACUGUUGGAGGAUACAGUUGGCAGCCUGGGCCUCAGGGGCCCCCAGGAACGCCAGGACCACCGGGCCCGCCGGGUCCUUCUGGAUCCAUUGGAGCUCAGGGACCGCAGGGUGUCCCCGGCAACGACGGGAUGCCAGGGAGACCCGGUUUGACCAAUUACCUUAACCCUAUUGACCCUCGCGAGAGGCCGUCUCAAGACGCCACAGGCACUGAUAAUGAUGUGAGACUCCAGGGCAAGCCGGGUGUACCAGGCAUGGCAUCCCAAGGGGGAGAAGGGAGAGGAAGGCAAGCCUGGCGCUGGUUCCACCACCACCACGGAUACGUGUUAUAUGCUCAUUAUGCAAUCGUUAAGCACGUCAGGGUGUGUUUCCGCGGUAACCUCUUCGUUGCUUCUCCUCCCCUCCUUCCCCCUCUCUGUCCUGCAGGGUUCACCUGGUACCCCUGGCUUCCAAGGACAGGCCGGUGCUUCGGGAAUCAAAGGAGAUUCGGGCCCAACAGGCUCCGAGGGGACCCAAGGGUGAACAGGGUCAAGCUGGAGCUCCAGGGUUCCCAGGAUCACAGGGUCCCCCCGGUCUUCCCGGUAAAAGCGGAAGAGAGGGCCCCCCCGGGACCGAGGGCUGAGAAGGGUAACGACGGGGCCCAGGGUGCCCAGGGCCAGAUGGGCCCUCCAGGCCGUGCUGGAUCACCAGGACUCAUGGGCCCCCCAGGCAUCGAGGGAUUGGAUGGAAAGGACGGCAAACCAGGACUGCGGGGCGAGACAGGCCCACCUGGGGCAGCAGGAGCUCGGGGGAUGCCAGGAUACAAAGGCAAGACCGGUCACACCGGCUUCCCCGGAGUGAAGGGUGAUAUUGGACCCUCAGGUCCAGCUGGACCAUCAGGCAGGCCUGGACAUGACGGGGACCCCGGCACCCAGGGGGCCAUGGGACGUCCUGGACCCGCUGGUCACCUCGGCCCCGCCGGACCAGCCGGGCCCCCAGGACCCGCCGGGCCAGCUGGAUUGGGCAUAAAGGGAGAAAAGGGUCAGGCAGGAGAGAGAGGUCUGGGAGGGAUGGGCGGAGCGCCAGGACCCCCCGGGCAUCCAGGACCCCUGGGAGAUCCUGGCAGCGAUGGUGCAGCCGGUAAAGAUGGAAGCGCAGGUCCAGCUGGGGAGAAUGGACAGACCGGUCAAAAGGCAAAGGCAGGCGCCGCGGGCCAGCGAGGAACCCCCGGAGAGAGGGGUAGGCCGGGACUCCCUGGAGGUGGGGGAUACCACUCCAAGGACGCCCAGCCCAUGCUCGGCCCUGUGGGGCCCAGAGGCGAGAGGGGCAACACGGGCUCUUCAGGACCCCCUGGCACCUCAGGGAAUCCAGGGACCCCCGGAAACGACGCUGUGGUCAACUAUGACGAGAUCAAGAACUUCAUCCGCCAACAAGUCGUUAAAAUAUUUGAUGAGAGGAUGGCCUACUUCAUGUCCCGCUUGCCAGCGCCAGUAGAGCAGUCCUCACCUGGCAGACCGGGACCCCCCGGUAAGGAUGGAAACCCGGGAAGACAUGGAAACCCAGGGAAUCCCGGCCAGCCCGGAAAUAUGGGCAGAGAGGGACGAGCGGGACCCCACGGACCCCCCGGCAUACGAGGACCCAGUGGGGAGAAGGGCGAGAAGGGUAUCGGAGAAAUGGGAGACAUAGGACCUCCCGGUGCACCAGGUGUUCCUGGACAACCAGGCUACGGCAAGAUGGGGCCCCCAGGCUCCGUGGGCCAGCAGGGAGUCCCCGGGGUCUCUGGAGCUCCUGGGAACCCCGGCUCCAAGGGCAACGACGGCCGCUGUAACCCCGGGGACUGCAGGAGCCACGAAGUAGAAUACGCCGGCAAGGGCCCGAAUGUCAAGGGCCCCUGGUAAAACGGAAAGUUCAGAGGAGGGAGGGAGGGGGGGGAGGGAGGGGGGAUUGACAAGAAUCAAAGGGGACCAAGAUGGAGACAGAAAAAAAGAAAGAAAAAGAACACAACCCAGGAAAGGAACAUUGUGGAGUCAGCCCUCAGCAGACCAAGUUCUGCUGGAGCACAUUGACCGCUUCUCAGCAGCUUAGUCCAACCACCAGCUGCUGAUGGGUUGACUCAACCACUUGAAACUAAUCUCCCCAUCAAUAUGAAAGAGAUACCUUCCUGGGACAUGGGGCCAUGGCAUAAUCACCAGCAUGUAAAUGUCAUCCACUUAUUUCUUCUUGCAAAUUAUCGUUUAUUCUUUUUAUUUUGGUUACCGCAAAGCUUUUGUUGUUAUUAUUUUUCGUAAGGCUUCACCCUGGUCACUGCUUUGAAUGCGUUUAUUUUUUACGAACGU
Gadus macrocephalus (Pacific cod) is the source of this 4068-nucleotide messenger RNA. RefSeq names its product collagen, type XVI, alpha 1 (gene col16a1). The transcript has 50 exons. The coding region runs from base 1 to 3630 and encodes 1209 amino acids. NCBI's taxonomy places the organism in Eukaryota, Metazoa, Chordata, Actinopteri, Gadiformes, Gadidae. The record is from RefSeq and is a predicted model, not a curated record.